CCAUUGCUCCGUUUUCUUGUCCAUUAAGCACCAUCCCUCCGCCUCUCUUUCCUUCUUUUCUUUUUCCCCCUUCUCUUCCCCCUCCCCCCUCUCUCUCCAGCUCCGUGUCAUUUCCUCCUAGGGCUCACUAGCUGCCUGAGCGUCUCCAGCCGGGAGAGUAGGCGGAGCGGGGCGGCGCGGCGCUGGAGGACGAUGGUGGCUGAGCUGCUGGGGGCGGAGGCUCGGUAGCCCCCGCGGAAAAGGAGCCCGGCGGCGCCUGGCCAGCCGAGCCGAGGAUGGAGAGCCGGCCGGGGUCCUUCCAGUACGUCCCGGUGCAGCUGCAAGGGGGGGCGCCCUGGGGCUUCACCCUGAAGGGGGGCUUGGAGCACUGCGAGCCGCUCACGGUGUCGAAGAUUGAAGAUGGAGGCAAGGCAGCCUUGUCCCAGAAGAUGCGGACUGGUGAUGAGCUGGUGAAUAUCAAUGGCACUCCAUUGUAUGGCUCUCGCCAAGAGGCCCUCAUCCUUAUCAAAGGCUCCUUCAGGAUCCUCAAGCUGAUUGUCAGGAGGAGGAACAUCCCCGUCAGUAGGCCGCACUCAUGGCAUGUGGCCAAGCUAUUGGAGGGGUGCCCUGAAGCGGCUACCACCAUGCAUUUCCCUUCUGAAGCCUUCAGCUUGUCUUGGCAUUCUGGUUGCAACACAAGUGACGUGUGUGUGCAGUGGUGCCCCCUCUCCCGGCACUGCAGCACUGAGAAAAGCAGCUCGAUUGGCAGCAUGGAGAGCCUAGAACAGCCAGGCCAAGCUACCUACGAGGGUCACCUCUUACCUAUCGACCAGAACACGUACCCCAGUCAGCGUGACUCAGCCUACAGCUCCUUCUCAGCUAGCUCAAAUGCCUCUGACUGUGCCCUUUCACUUAGGCCUGAGGAACCACCCUCCACAGACUGUGGCAUGCCAGGCCCAGGGCCAACUAAAGCCACUGAUGGCCGAUCUAAUGUAUGUGAGACCUCAGAAAGUAGCCACAGUACCAGUGGGGCCCGUGUGACCUCCACUUCCCAAGAGUCACCCUGCCCAGAGGAGGGUCAACACUCAGGACCUGCCAAGAUAGUACAAGGUCCACCAGAGCCGCCUGUGAGGCGGGACAGCCUUCGGGCCUCUAGAGCUCAGCUCCUCAAUGGAGAGCAGCGCCGUGCAUCUGAACCUCUGGACUCCUUGCAACAGAAGGAGAAACAAGGCUUAGAGACAGUGCUGCCUCCAAGGAGCCCUAAGCAAUUCUGCUGCGUAAGUGGGCAAGACCAAGUGACAGGUGAGGGCCACCAGAACUGUGAGCUCAGCCAGCCUUCUGAAUCCAAUCAGGAGGACUCUGAGCAUCUACUGAUAGAAGGCUCCUCCAAAGCACUUGAUUCCCCAAAAACUCAUGACAAAGGUUCUAGCAGAGAGUUCAGCCUGCUCAAGGAGGCUUCAGCAGAUUUGGCUAACCCUUUGUCUUUUGGUGCCAUCCCACACCUCCGAGGAAGCACAGAGCAUCGCCAUAGUGCUCCAGAACAGCUGCUGGCGUCCCAGUUGCAGCGGAUGCGUGUGGAUUCCAGAGGCAGCAAGGGGAUGGAGUUGCCAGCUGGGCAGGAUGGGCACCAGUGGACGGUGUCCCCUUUGCACAACAACCCUAAGGGAAAGAAAAGUCCAGGUCUCCCUACAGGAGACCCUCAAGACCAGCCUAUCAAAGAAAGGAAGGUUAGGCCCAUAGAUGAUAAGGUGAUGGGUCCGGUGUACCAGAGCCAAAGUGGUUCCCCACUUGGAGAGGUGGAUGGACCCCUGCCAGAACGAACUUACUUAGACCCAAACCAAGCAAGCAGAACAGGCAGUGACUUGGCUAGCCAGCAGCCCUCUGUCACUUGCUCCCCUAUUCAACAAGCCAGAGAUGCAUUUUCAACUUCCAAAAUAGCUGGUCAUGCAGAAGCAGCUGAAGAAGGUGACAGUGAACCCAAGGAAGGUGGCCGAUUAGGUGGCAGAAGGAGUGGAGGUCCCCGGGGCCGUUCCAUCCAAAACAGGCGGAAGAGCGAGAGGUUUGCUACUAAUCUUCGUAAUGAAAUUCAGAGGAGGAAAGCCCAGCUCCAGAAAAGUAAGAGUCCAUUGUCACAGCUGUGUGACACUAAGGAGCCAGUUCAAGAGACCCAAGAGCCUCCAGAAAGCCCUCCACUCCCUACUUCUAACUCAGCUCUCCUGUCUUCAUAUAAAGAAGUCCCUAGCCCGGGAGACAAGCUCUUCAAUAAAAGCAUGAUUCUCAGGGCUAGGUCUUCAGAAUGCCUCAGCCAAGCCUCAGAGAGCUCCAAAGCUAGGGUAGGCUUAGAGGGAAGGCUAAGCCCUGGCCAGAGGUCUGGCCAGUCUUCUUUGAGCCUGAAUACCUGGUGGAAGGCAUCUGACUCACCCUCCUUAGACACUGACAAAGCAAAUGCUCCCCCUGGGGUCUGUGGAGGUCAAUGGAGAUGGUCGCCAGAAUAUAACCCACAGCCACAUGUGCCACUAUCCACAGAAGGUCCUUCCAGCCCAGAUGACAGCAAGGAACUGAAGACAUCUACUGCUCAAGCUGGGGAAGAAGCCAUUCUUUUGCCGUUUGCAGACAGAAGAAAGUUCUUUGAAGAGAGCAGUAAAUCUUUGUCUACAUCUCAUUUGCCAGGCUUAACCACUCAUAGCAACAAGCCUUUUACCCAGAGACCAAAGCCUAUAGACCAAAACUUCCCGUCAGUGAGCUAUAGAGAAUUGAGAUGCCAUCCCCUGGACCAAUCAUAUCAUUCCACAGACCAGCCAUACCAUGCCACAGACCAAUCAUAUCAUUCCAUGUCACCACUUCAGUCAGAAACUCCCACUUACCCAGAAUGCUUUGCUACCAAAGGCCUAGAAAAUUCCCUGUGCUGUAAGCCACUGCACUGUGGGGAUUUCGAUUACCACAGGACCUGUUCCUAUUCCUGCAGUGCUCAGGGAACUGUAAUGCAUGAUCCUUGCAUUUAUUGUUCUGGAGAAAUCUGCCCUGCAUUGCUAAAGAGAAAUUUGUUGCCAAAUUGCCUCAACUGUAGAUGUCACCACCACCAAUGCAUUCGGUGUACAGCUUGCUAUCAUAAUCCUCAGCAUGGUGCCCUUGAAGACAGCAGCCUGGCACCUGGCAAUGCUUGGAAAUCCAGGAAGUCAGCAAUACAGGAAUUUCCUGGGGACAAGUGGAAGCCAAUAACCGGCAACAGGCAAACUAGCCAUUCAGGGAGGGAAAUGGCUCAUUCUAAGGCCAACUUUUCAUGGUCUACUCCCUUCCACCCUUGCCUUGAAAACCCAGCACUGGACUUGUCAAACUACCGAGCAAUCUCAUCUCUUGACCUCCUUGGAGACUUCAAACUCGCCUUGAACAAAGGAGAGGAAUCUUCAGUUUAUGAAGAUGGGAGUUCUGUUGCCUCCAUGCCCCGCCCACUGCGAAACCGAGCCUUCUCAGAGAGUCACAUCAGCUUGGAGCCUCCAAACUCCCGGGCCUGGGGGAUGCCUCAGAGGGAGCCAUUUACUAAAGGCAGUGAGACUCAGCCAGAACUCCUUGGGGCCCGAAAGAAGGCUUUCCCUCCCCCUCGCCCUCCUCCUCCCAACUGGGAAAAAUAUAGGCUUUUCCGUGCAGCCCAGCAGCAGAAGCAGCAGCAGCAGCAGCAGCAGCAGCAGCAGCAGCAGCAGCAGCAGAGGUGUGAUGAGGAAGACGAGGAAGUAGAGGAGAAGAAGGAGCAAGAGCAGGAGGAGGAGGGACGGAAAGAGGAGGACCUUCCACCCCAAUAUUUUAGUUCAGAAACCACUGGUUCCCAUGCCCCUAAUCCAGAUGAGGGCCUGGAACAGCCACAACCCCUGAAGGUGGGCCACCUGGAGGCCUCAAGGCAGGCCUCACAGAGUCUCCCAGAGCAAGAGGUCUUUGCUCGUCAUCCCAGUGAUUUUGUGCCUCCUGUAAGGGGCCACACUGGAGCCCAGCCUGAGAAAGCUCAACCUCCUUGCUAUUAUGGCGCUCAUGGAUUGUGGAGGACAACUGAGCAGGAAGCCACUGUGACCCCAAAACAAGAGUUUCAGCACUUCUCACCUCCUCCGGGGGGCCCAGGAAUCCCUACCUCUUACUCGGCAUAUUAUAAUAUCUCUGUGGCCAAGGCAGAACUGCUGAAUAAAUUAAAAGAGCAGCCCGAGAUGGCAGAGGCAGGCCUGGGAGAGGAGGGAGUUGACUAUGAACUGGCUCAAAAAAAGAUUCAGCUCAUUGAAAGCAUUGGCCGGAAACUUUCUGUCCUGAGGGAGGCCCAACGAGGGCUCCAGGAUGAUAUCAAUGCCAAUUCUGCCCUUGGAGAAGAGGUGGAGGCCAACUUAAAAGCUGUCUGCAAAUCCAAUGAGUUUGAAAAGUAUCAUUUGUUUGUUGGGGACCUGGACAAAGUGGUCAACCUGUUGCUGUCACUCUCUGGACGACUGGCUCGGGUAGAGAAUGCUCUCAACAGCAUCGAUUCAGAGACCAACCAGGAGAAGUUGGUGCUGAUAGAGAAGAAGCAGCAGCUGACAAGCCAGCUGGCAGAUGCUAAGGAGCUGAAGGAGCACGUGGACCGCCGGGAGAAGCUGGUGUUCAGCAUGGUCUCCCGAUACCUGCCUCAGGAGCAGCUCCAAGAUUACCAGCACUUUGUGAAGAUGAAAUCUGCACUCAUCAUUGAACAGAGAGAGCUGGAGGAGAAGAUUAAACUUGGGGAAGAGCAACUUAAAUGCCUCAAAGAGAGCCUGAACUUGGGGCCCAACAAUUUCUAAUUCUGCGGGUGCCACUGUACCCCUGCCCAUGUGCAGUGGAAAGUGCUUUCGGUCUCCCGUAGCAGGUGCACUAGCCAAGUAUAUAGAAAGUACUUCACAGAUGGUUUCAGCCAUCUCCCAAAGAGAGCCUGGGACGGCCCCAAGCUUCUACCUUGAAGGGCUACAGCAAGGUGUGGUUAUACUACCAUGCUCUUUCCCAGUGAGUGGGAGCCCUUCGCUGCCCAUCGAACCAUUAAAGUGCCUUCAUCUCUGUACUAGGACACCAAAGACAUCAUCAGUCCUCUCCCUUGCCACAUACCCUCUUCAUGGUCAGUACAAAACUGCCUUGCAAUGUCCCUCUUCCCUAGGGCUAGUGACCUAGCUUAGCCAUUGUCCACAGAUUUGCUUGAGUUGAAAGCAUUCACCUAACACCAGCUUCAGGCCCUCACCCAAAAUUGACAGCAGGAGGCACAGAAGGAGAGAUUGCAUAUAAGGGGAGCAAAUGUUGGGUAUUCAUCCUCCCUUCCAGUAAAACCCAGGUUUAAACAAAGUGCGUCCAUGUCUACCCUCCCCAACAGCUAGUUGACAGUGUUGUUGUUAUGGCCUUCCUGCUACUUUGUUUCUUGCCCUGAUAUCUCCAGGAGUCGUGUGCCAGGACUUGACUCUCUUCUCCGCUAAUAUUUCUUUUGCAACUGACUUCUGGAUAGAGCUUCAGUAUUGAGGAAGAGGGUUCGUAUUAUAUUUCAAAUGGCCUUUGAUUUUAUUUAUUUUUAUGUUAUUUUUUUCCCUUUUAACUAAUGAGGCAAGAAGAAAUAAGUUAGAGAGGGGGAGAUUAGCCAGAAGGAAAACAUUUUCUAUAGGUAAGCCGGAGUCCACCCUGGCUAUGUAAUCAAGUGUUAAGACAUUGAAUUCUCCCUACCAUAGCUUCAAGUGUCUAAGAAAGUUCUCCCCUUGAACGCACACCUUCCCUACCAUAGCUUGGCUGUGUGCUUACUUGAGGUCUAGAUGGCCAUGGCAUCCCUGAACAGAGUUCGUUCAAUGUUUUCUAACUGCCUUUUGAAGCCAGAGUACUCUCCUAAGACUGAACAAUGCAGGAUGCAUGAAUGCGUGAGAGUAAGUGUGGACGGCACUCUUCCAACAACUGCUUUCUCACUGGCUAGCCUCAAGCAAGCAAAUCUAUGAGAGUUUUCAGCCAGGGCCAGACUCCAGAGAAAAUUAUGAUCCAUCCAGGAUCUAGACAUAGAGUAUCCCUCCUUAUCUUCUGGGCCUAUGUGCUAAAGCAUCCUCUCUGGUGGACGCCUGAAAUCUUGGCUAGUUCCAAACCCCGUAUUUACCACAAUUGUUAAUCUCGUCACUGAGGGGACUAAGUGACUGAAGAGAGGUAGCCUAUAUAGCAUGGAUACACUGGAUAAAUAGAUGAUUCAUGAUCCAUGUGGAAUGGAGCAAAAUCCUAUCACACUUCUCAGAAUGGCACAUAAUUUCAAAUUAAUCAGUUUAACUCUAUGGAUAUUACAUUUAAUAUCGUCAAACCAUGGUUGAUCAUGAAAACCAUGAAAAGAAUGGAAGGUAAAACCACAGAUUAAUGUACAAAGAACUGAAACUGUCUCUUUUGCCAAGACCUGACAUUGGUAGCCAGCUUCUGUCCUAGAAAGGCAUUCAGGACAAUAGCAAGAGGGGAAUUACCACCAAACUGCCUUUUCAUCUAGCUCAGUCUUCUGUUCCUUACUAACUGGGUACAGUCCUUGAUGUUAUCUGUAACAAUACAACAGAAGCCCAAAACUACCAAACCCAGGCAUCACCACACGUUACUGCUGAGUUCCUCAGGGUCCUCGGAGGUUCAUUGUAGCUGCAGUGUUACCUCAUUCAACCAAAGAAUUUGUCAAGGAACUUCACUGCUGCUACAAGUACUGGCCACUCCUUCCAUUAUCUCCACAGUGUGUUUUGGGAGAAUCUUGGCCUGCAGGGUAUUCUAAGGGGUAGCAACCUUUUCUGUGGUUUGCCGGGUAUGCUUUUUUUUUUUUUUUGUACUGCUGCCUCUACAAUAACCACUGUUGAUAUUUCAGCACCGCCAUUCUCCCCUCAAGUGGAAGAUUACAAACUAUUUUAAGCAUAACCCCAAAAUCUGUACUGAGCAUGAAGCUCUGUAGCCGCUAUUCUGUGCUAUGCUGUGCAGUGCUGUGAUGUGAUGUGCAGUGGGGUGGUAU
Messenger RNA from Myodes glareolus (Bank vole), 6949 nucleotides. RefSeq names its product shroom family member 4 (gene Shroom4). Gene Ontology annotation, biological process: actin filament organization. Gene Ontology annotation, cellular component: cortical actin cytoskeleton; apical junction complex; apical plasma membrane. Gene Ontology annotation, molecular function: actin filament binding. The record is from RefSeq and is a predicted model, not a curated record. Lineage: Eukaryota; Metazoa; Chordata; Mammalia; Rodentia; Cricetidae.